UCGGUUGAGCGGACAAGUAGUAAAUAAUGAAAGUAGGUAUAUUUUAUAGUUGCUGCGCCAUUUUUUUUUUGAUGACAGGUAGUACCACAAAAAACAUAUCCAUCUUCGGCAAAGAAAAAAGUCUUUUUUUCCUUCUUCCUUCAUUUAGUAGCUAUCAACACCAACCAUUCCAAUUAAAUAAAUCUUUUUAAUAGUCAUUCAUCUUUUUAAGCAACGCCUAAAAAGAAAAUUAUUUAACGCAACCUCUCUAAAAAGAAAAAUAAAUUGUUUAGUUAUAAUAAAUACCAAUUAAGAAAUAGAUCCAGCAAUAUAUUUAUCCUUUGUUUUCGCUAAUAAGUUUGUUUUUUUCGUACCUUUUUUAAUUUGGUGGCAGGCCAUGGGUGGUGCAUCUUUGGGAUUUUUUGAUCACGGGUGGAUAGAGACUGGUAGAGGCAACUUUGAGAAUGUUAAGAAAGUACAUAUUUUUGGCCAGAGGAAAUCGCUGUUUUGUUUUUCGUUGUUCUUUAACCUUUUAGGCAUCAAUCAGUUCAUCCCCAGUCCCCUCAUUAUA
Messenger RNA from Meloidogyne enterolobii, 550 nucleotides. The record is from the annotation of a GenBank genome assembly. NCBI's taxonomy places the organism in Eukaryota, Metazoa, Nematoda, Chromadorea, Rhabditida, Meloidogynidae.